Molecule: messenger RNA, 1009 nt
Organism: Schistosoma margrebowiei
Lineage: Eukaryota; Metazoa; Platyhelminthes; Trematoda; Strigeidida; Schistosomatidae
Source: the annotation of a GenBank genome assembly
UGAAAACCGGAUCAUUUUAGAGAAGCAGCAUGGUUUUAGAAUAGGUUAUUCCUGUCUCACAAACUUAUUAGUGGCUCGUGAAAACUGGUGAGCCCUUAAGGACCGGAAGUUACCUGUAGACGUAGUCUAUACUGACUUCAGCAAAGCUUUUGACAAGGUUCCGCACAGCCAGCUCUUAUAUAAGUUAAGAAAUGUCGUGGUUGGAGAGAAUCUAUUGAUGUGAAUAAAAUACCUCCCAGUUGGGCUCCAACAAAGAGUACCAGUGAACUCCAAGCUGUCUAACUGAGAGACUGUGCUCAGCGGAGUGCCUCAGGGUACAGUUUGGGGCCAAUGUCAUUCCUCUUGUACGUAAAUGACCUUCCUCGUUUACUAUCAUCACCAGUCUUGCUAUAUGCUGACAAUGUCAGUAUAUGGAGAGCGAUAAAAAGCAAAGGUGAUAGCUUAGAACUUCAAAACGACCUGGAGAAACUAUCUGAAUGGUCUCAAACUUGGAAGUUGCAGAUAAAUACUUCCAAGUGUAUUGUGAUGCAUAUCGGUCAUCAUGGUACAGAUACAUACAGGAUGAAUAACAUUGAGCUAUCUGUUGUCCAAACAAACAAUGAUUUAGGAAUCACUGUCAGCCAAGACUUAAAGACUACUGCACACUGUCGUGCAAUAGCCGCCAAAGGUUUUAGAGCCUUAUCGUUGAUACGUAGGGCCUUUAACCAUGUCGACGCUAACCUUUCUGACUUUGCAUACAGUAUUCGUGCAUCCCAAACUCGAGUACUACAUACAAGCGGCCAGCCCAUGUCUAUAAAAAGACAGUUAGCUUUUGGAAAAGGUUCACAGAACAGCAACUAAGCCGAUUCCCGGAAUAGCGAAACUCCAAUAUGAUGCUCGACUGGACAAGCUAAACCUAUUCCCGUUGUCAUAUCGAAAAUCUAGAGGUGAUUUGAUUACAGUUUUCAAAUUGCUUAGUGAUAAGUCUGCACCUGAUAUGCCCUCUUUUUUCUUGUCUUCCAAAACAGAG